AUGAAUUGUAAUGCCUGUAAUCAACAUCUUCAAGCUGAUAGCUGCUUACACUGUCGAUUGUGCAAACACGAUUAUCAUUAUAAAUGCUUGAACAUUAGUAGUAGCCAAUUUGCAGCUCUGCCCGAGGAUUUCCUUUCAUCUUGGGUAUGCCCUGCCUGCACUAACAUAACGAAACGUAAGAAUAGGGUUACUUGUAACACCCCAGUUCGCCUCAAUCAGGUGCCGACAGCGGAUGACGCAACGAAUAUGUCAUUUGAUCAAGACACAAUCGGCGCAAAUAAAUCGGAUUGUGCUAAUGAUUUGAAAAAUCCCACAACUACGUCUAGAGGCGCAUCUCAGUCGACUGCCGAGCCAAUAACUAUAGAAAAAAUUUCGCAAAUUAUGGAUGAUAAACUGAACUCUUUUCUUUCAUAUUACUUGUAUAACCUGCGCUCCUCCUUGAAAACAGACAUAGACAAUAUGAUUCGUGACCGUAUUGAUGGGUUAAAGCAGGAAUUUACAGCUACUACCGAUUUUCUGCACAAUGAGCAGCUAGAUAUUAAAAAACAAAUAGAAGAUCAAAAUUCUGUAGUUAAGAGCUUGGAAGAAGAGAACUGCGCCCUGAAGCAGCAAAUUAGCAAAAUGAGUACUAAGCUAUCGAGUAUGGACAACAUGACUCGUAGUCUGAACUUAGAAAUUCAUGCCGUCCCAGAAAAUAAAAAUGAAAAUUUAUUAGUACUGUUUCGUAAACUAUGCGAAGUCGUCGGUGCUAACAUAGAGGAAUCAUCGAUCAGGGCAUGUCGCAGAGUAUCCAAAAUGGACCCCAAGUCCUCCCGGCCCCGUAACAUCUUAGUCACCCUAGCAUCGUCCCGACAGCGUGACCUUGUCAUCUCGGCUGUCACUCGCUACAAUAAAAGCCACUCGGAUGCCAUGCUAAACUCGAGACAUCUUGAGGUGACUGGUACUUCUAACAGAAUUUAUGUCGUUGAACAUUUGUCUCCGGAGAUGAAGAUGCUAUACGCCGAAACUCGUCGAUGUGCCGCAGAUAACAAUUAUAAAUACACUUGGGUGCGAUAUGGCAAGAUUUACACUCGUCAAGACGACUCUUCCAGCGCAAUUCUGAUUAAAAAUUCUAACUGCUUAAUUAAGCUAACAAAACCCCCGCGGAAAUAA
Molecule: messenger RNA, 1152 nt
Organism: Parnassius mnemosyne (clouded apollo)
Lineage: Eukaryota; Metazoa; Arthropoda; Insecta; Lepidoptera; Papilionidae
Source: the annotation of a GenBank genome assembly